AGGCCAUUUGGGAACAAACACCUGUGUUUAGAACUCGCUGUUGACACAACAAUCUGAGUUAUGUGGUGAUUUCUUAAAGGAUAAAUAGAUGUGCCACUUCCCAGAUUUCACAGAAGCCACCUAACUCGAAGCAGGCUGCCAUGACCAGCCAGUCUCAGGGGAUCCACCAGCUCCUUCAGGCAGAAAAAAGGGCCAAGGACAAGCUAGAGGAAGCCAAGAAGAGGAAAGAGAAGCGAUUGAAGCAAGCUAAGGAGGAAGCCGUGGCAGAAAUUAACCAGUACAGAAUGCAGAGAGAUAAGGAGUUUCGACUGAAACAAUCUAAGGUAAUGGGGUCUCAAAGUAAUCUCUCAGAGGAAGUAGACGAGCGAACACUCGGGAAGAUAAAAGAAUUGAAUGGAAGCUACAACAAGUACAUGGAAGUCGUGCUAAAACAGCUUUUGAACAUGGUUUGCGACGUGAAGCCGGGAAUCCACGUAAACUACAGAGCUACCCACUAAACGUGCACCCUACUGCUCAAUAAAUGCUGUCAAGUUGAACUGGGAUAAUUCUCCUCAGAAUGGAUACUGUAUUCCUAAAUUUAAAGAGAACAAGAUUAUUGGAAGGAAAGUAUGAUAAAAUAAAGCUAAGAAUCUAAGCACAGAGGCCAUUAAAAAUGUAAUGAUUCUGGGGCACCUGGAUGACUCAGUCAGUUAAGCAUCCGAUUCUUGGUUUUGACUCAGGUCAUGAUCUCACAGUUCAUGAGUUUGAGCCUUAUGUCAGCUCUGGCUGCCAGUGUGAAGCCUGGUUGGGAUUCUCUCCCUCCCUC
Panthera uncia (snow leopard) is the source of this 805-nucleotide messenger RNA. RefSeq names its product ATPase H+ transporting V1 subunit G3 (gene ATP6V1G3). Lineage: Eukaryota; Metazoa; Chordata; Mammalia; Carnivora; Felidae. Gene Ontology annotation, cellular component: vacuolar proton-transporting V-type ATPase complex. The record is from RefSeq and is a predicted model, not a curated record. Gene Ontology annotation, biological process: proton transmembrane transport. The coding region runs from base 141 to 497 and encodes 118 amino acids. Gene Ontology annotation, molecular function: proton-transporting ATPase activity, rotational mechanism. The transcript has 4 exons.